This is a messenger RNA of Cooperia oncophora, 261 nucleotides long. Lineage: Eukaryota; Metazoa; Nematoda; Chromadorea; Rhabditida; Trichostrongylidae. The record is from the annotation of a GenBank genome assembly.
AUGAGCAUCCACCUGAACGUGGAGAAUUUUCACGAGACGGCUGCCACCCCCGGUCCGUCAAUGGUGAACCGUCCGCCGGUCCUCGUCAUUCCAGGUAACAAUGAGUCGAAAGGUUACGACGACACGAGAAGAAUGCUGAAGCCUGCCCCCAUAGAUGAUCACGAGGUAGAACUAACCCCUCUUGUGACCUACACCAAAGGCACCUGCUCAAGUGGUGCAUCUUCUACACUAGUAGCUUGGAUAGCUGCUGCGAUUAUUUGA